CAUUGUUGGAGGAGGCGGCAAGCCACAGCAGCAGCCGCAGCAGCAGAUCCAGUGGCAGACAUUUCAACAGCAACCGCAGAGGAAGACCCCUGAUGGAACUCCCAUACCGCAGCAGCAAGUACAGUGGCGCACCCUGCAGGCAGGCGAUGAUCUCAAGCCAGCGCCGAAACAAGUGCUCACGCCAUCUCACCUUGCAUCCGCUGGACCACAGCAGGUGGUUCGUGCCGAAAGCAUUCCUCCUCAACAACAACAACAGACGCAGCAGCAGGGUGUUGUCUGGCAACAGCAACAGCAAGUUCAACAAGUUCAGCAACAGGUGCAACAGCAGCAGGUUCAGCAGCAACAAGUUCAGCAACAGCAACAACAGCUGCACAAGGUUCAGCAAAUUCAGCAACAACAGGGAGAUGGCGGCACACCAAACGUCUCACAGCAGCCGCAGACCCCUCAGCAGAUUCCGCAGCAGGUGCAGUGGCAGCAGAUGCGGCAUGCCGAGCUUCAGCGUCGUCAGCAGCAACUCUUUCAGCAGCAUCAGCAGCACUUGUUGCAGCAGCAGCAACAGCAGCAACUGCAACAGCAGCAAGUGCAGCAACAACAGCAAAGUCAGCAGCCACAGCAAGGUCAGCAGCAGCAGCAGCAGCAACAGGUUCCAUACAUCAUUCAGCGGCCACCGCCGCCCCAGUAUCCAGGCCUAGGGAUGGCGGCAGUGCGUGAGCCCGGCACUCCGGCACCCGGCGCCGCCCGUCCACCCCCGACCCCGCCCGGGAUGGUGCAAUUUCAACAGCAGCAGGUGGCGUUUGGCGGCGGCCCGCAGGCGCCCCUAGUGCCCCCGUCAGCCAGCGCGGCCGCAGCGGCCGCCGCGGCUGCGGCGGCGGCCGGCUUGCAGCCCGGCAACCCGGCUCAGGUGACGCCCAAGACCAAGACGGCCCUGGCCAAUCUGCUCAAUACGAGGCUCCAGGGGGGAGGGGCCAGGGGGCCAGGAGAGCUUGGCAUGCCCGAGGUCCUGGGCACGGCCGUGCGUCUGCCCGCGCCCGUCGGGGAGGACCAGCACGUCCUCGUUAGGGAACCAGCCAUGAUGAACCCUGCGUACCGCUCCAUACGGGGACCACUGUCGGGUCCCCAGCAUGUGGCCAAUGACGGCCGCAGCUUUGGCACAGAGGUUCCAGUCAGCCCCAACACCCACGUCGAGAUUCACUUCUACGGUCAUGACCCCAGGACUCAGGUUCCACUGGAAAUGUGCCUGGUGGGCUGCAUUUUCUGCAUCCUCGACUAUGGCCGGCUCUUUGAUGCACCCACAAUUGCUGUGUGGAAGAAAGUGAUUCUGCAACGUGGGGGUGAAGUGGAAGAGGCAUACAGUUCCCGCUGCACUCAUGUUAUCUGCGUGACACAGCGCGACUCCGUGGUGCAGCAGGCUAUCCGAGAAGGCAAACGCUGCGUGACGGUAUUCUGGCUGAACGACGUGCUGCUGCGGAAGAAACUUCAGCCGCCGUGGCUGGCGCUGCACUUCCCAUCGCCCUACUCGGACGACAAGCCUUGCAAGAACCAGAUCAUCAGCGCCAGUGGAUUCGAUCGGGAAGAGAGGAUCCGACUGAAGCAGAUGGUGCUCGCCACGGGUGCCAAAUACACCACCUAUCUGACACGCCUCAACUCUCUGCUCAUCACCAAAAAGCGUGAGGGCCUCAAGUACCAGAAGGCCCAGGAGUGGAGCAUCAGCACGGUGAACCUGCAGUGGGUGCAGGAUGUGAUGCUGGGUCACUAUGAGGCCCUGCGGCUGCCCAUGGCCCAGAAGUACCAGCAAUACGACGCGGCCGAGAGCACCUUCCGCCUAGACUACUCCCUCGUGCCGCACCUUAUGGCGGCUUGGAGAGUGCCUGUGAAGCUUACAGAAGAGAUUUGGAAGCGGUUCACAGCUUCGGAUGCCUUCAAGGAAGCCCAGAAACGAAAACUGGAGAAUUCCAACAGUAACAAGUCGGAUGCAACGACCCCCACUAAACAGCAAAGGAUGACGCCCGAACUGGAGGAAAACAUCCCACUCACGCCGGCAACAACUCCCGGCGAUGACAAGGACAAGGUGCCGCGCGUCCUCUUCACCGGACUCAAAGAUGUGGCAAGUCUCAAAAAGAGUGUAAUUCAGCUCGGGGGAGUGCUGGCCAAGUCUCCAAAGGAGUGCACCCACGUGGUCACCGAGAAGAUACGACGCACAGUCAAGCUGCUGUCGGCCUUCGGGUCGGCCAAGUUCGUGGUCACCCCACGCUGGGUCACGGACAGUGCCGACUGCAACUCGUUUGCAGAUGAGAAGCAGUAUGCGGUUGAUGACCCUGAUGCGGAAAAGACGUUUGGCUUCAGUCUGGAGCAGGUGCUUCAGAGGGCAGACAGGACUCCACUUUUCAAGGGAAUGAUCUUCUUCAUCACUCCUGGAGUGUACCCUUCUCCCCCGCUGCUCCAGGAGAUUGUGGAGUCUUGCGGAGGAGUGGUGUACCUCAAGAAGAGGCCCACUCUCAAACAGGUGUCCACCGUCACGCAGGGAGGAACCAAGUUCCUGGUGAUUUCCUGCGACAACGACCUUCACCUGUGCCGGGACUACAUGGCGAAGAACAUUAACAUCUACUCGGCAGAAUUUAUUCUAACGGGUGUGUUGCGCCAGUGCGUCGACCUGGACGCCUUUCUCCUGUCGUGACGCUCACUGCAACAGAUGUGCGUCGAAGGAUUAAUUCAAGAAGAUCAAACGAGCGUUGUCAAGUCGGAACUGACAAGCCAAGUCUGCAAAACCAAGGAACCACUUCAUCUUCGCGAUCAUGUACUACCAUCCCUUCUGUCGGACCAUCUCGAGACAUAUCGCCCUAUGCAAAUUUGAUUUAGGUUGCAUGUCGCAGACCGUUUUCGCUUAGAACCAUCGUCAGUUGUUUUGUCGUCUGCACGCAUUUUAGUUGAUUUUGACGAAGGUCGUCCUAUUGCAACGUCACGUACGACCAUGAUUCAGCAUUCAUUUUAACCUUGAACUGCCGCAGAAAGUCGGCCCAUUUUGUUAAAUCUGUUUCUGUGACCAGAGUACUAGUCAAUGGUGCCACAUUGUCGCAGGUUUAGCGCCUUUCUUGUUAGUGCUUUUUUGUUUGUUUUUUUAAAUGUGACUGAAGCAUUUGUAUGUUUGUAUGACCGUUUCCUGCUCCCAUUGAGGAAGCAAUAUGAUUUUAGUGUGAGCCCUUUGUACAAUAAAUGUGUUGAGUUUUCUUUUCAAAA
Messenger RNA from Ixodes scapularis (black-legged tick), 3234 nucleotides. RefSeq names its product PAX-interacting protein 1. The coding region runs from base 479 to 2674 and encodes 731 amino acids. The record is from RefSeq and is a predicted model, not a curated record. Gene Ontology annotation, cellular component: MLL3/4 complex. The transcript has 18 exons. NCBI's taxonomy places the organism in Eukaryota, Metazoa, Arthropoda, Arachnida, Ixodida, Ixodidae.